Molecule: messenger RNA, 718 nt
Organism: Phyllotreta striolata
Lineage: Eukaryota; Metazoa; Arthropoda; Insecta; Coleoptera; Chrysomelidae
Source: the annotation of a GenBank genome assembly
AAAUAUUCACUCAAUUAAAAAGAAGAAGCGAGGUUAUGAGCGUUUUUGAAAGUUAAAAACCAACAAUUUUCAAAAAAUCUGCAAACACGAUCACAUUCGUUUAAAGCGCCAUACACCAGCAUGUCUUAUUGUCGAAAAUUCGGACCCAACAACAAAGAUACCGUCAUAUUCGCCACCAAAGAGGACCAUUCGACUACGAGCAAUGUGAAACUGCCCGAACGCGAGCAACAGCCCGGCCUGAUCAUGCCCAACGGGGACAUCAAUUGGAAUUGCCCGUGUUUGGGCGGCAUGGCGACGGGCCCGUGCGGCGUCGAAUUCCGAAACGCCUUUAGUUGUUUCCACUAUUCCGAAGCCGAGCCGAAGGGGAGCAACUGCUACGAUCUCUUCAAAACCAUGCAGUCCUGCAUGCAGAAGUAUCCUACGUUGUACAACAAAGACUUGGGAGACGACGACGAUGAUAUAACGAGCGCGGCGAAGGAAUUGAGUUUAGAAUCAUCGGCGGAGAAUAAAGCACUGAUGACGGAUGGGAAACAAGAAAAAGUUAAAGAGAAAUAGUAGUUUGAAACGCGAUUAGAUGAGUGUAGACAAAUAAAUUUGAAUGAAAGUAACUGUAACUUGGGGAGGCUUAAUUUAACUAUGAGUAUUUAUGUCUUAUUAUGUUUUCUAAAAUGCGUACGAUUCGAAAUUCACUACAUUAUGUUACAAAUAUAUAGAAAAC